AUGAAGCUUUCUACAUUCCUCUCCUUGGGUCUUUCGACCAUCGCUCUGGCAGCUCCAACACCGACCACCGAGGAGAAGCGAGGUGUUUUGGCCAAACGAGCCUCAGUUACAGAUACCCCAAGCGCCGGCUUCGCAACCCAGAAUGGUGGCACGACGGGCGGAAAGGGCGGAAGCACCACUACUGUUUCGACUUUUGCCCAGUUCACCGCAGCCGUUGCGGACGACACCGCACGUAUCGUUAUGGUCUCUGGACCAAUCAGCUCCACGGGUAACGUCAAAAUUGGCUCCAACAAGAGUAUCAUCGGCAAGAGCUCUGCUGCGAAACUUACCGGCUUUACCCUCACCGUAAAGUCUAAGAAAAACGUCAUCAUCCGCAAUCUCUCCAUCGCCAAAGUCGUCGGCGGCGAUGCCAUCGCGGUUCAGCUUGCCCAAAACGUAUGGAUCGACCACUGCGACCUAUCCUCGGACAUGGACCACGACAAAGACUACUACGAUGGCCUCCUCGAUCUGACACACGCCGCCGACUUCAUCACCGUGUCAAAUACCUACUUCCACGACCACUGGAAGUGCUCGCUUGUUGGCCACUCUGACUCAAACGCCGACGAAGAUACCGGCCACCUCCGCGUCACCUACCACAAUAACUACUGGAAGAACAUCAACUCCCGCGGCCCGAGCAUUCGCUUCGGAACCGGCCACAUCUUCAACAACUACUACGAAAAUGUUGCUGAUGGUAUCAACACCCGGGACGGCGCCCAAGUCCUCGUCCAAAACAACGUUUUUGUAAACUCAAAGAAACCGUUGUAUAGUACUGAUGAUGGAUAUGCGGUCGCCAGCGGAAACGACUUCGGAGGCGCUAGCAAUGAGGCUUUGGCAGGAACCCUGAACACUGCGCCAUAUACGGUGCCCACCCUUUUGGCUGCCAGCGCAGUUAAGGAUGCAGUUGUGGGUUCUGCGGGAGCUACCUUGUCGUUCUAA
Molecule: messenger RNA, 975 nt
Organism: Lindgomyces ingoldianus
Lineage: Eukaryota; Fungi; Ascomycota; Dothideomycetes; Pleosporales; Lindgomycetaceae
Product: pectin lyase-like protein
Exons: 2
Coding region: 1-975 (324 amino acids)
Molecular function (GO): pectate lyase activity
Source: RefSeq, a predicted model, not a curated record